Molecule: messenger RNA, 1293 nt
Organism: Symbiodinium natans
Lineage: Eukaryota; Dinophyceae; Suessiales; Symbiodiniaceae
Source: the annotation of a GenBank genome assembly
AUGAUUUUGCCAUACAGCCGAUACAAUGUUGGCAACACCGUAAUCGGCCUAGCAUCUUUAGCCGUCCUCGGGCUAGAGAGCCGCAUCGCUGACGAGCGCCGCCAGCUGGACAUCACGGCAGCGUCGCAGCUCCGCACCAUCGAGGAUCGCCUGCGUCUGGCGGAGGAGAAUGCCAGGCAACGGCUGCACGGCGAUGCAAGCAAGCCUGGCACGAAAGCCGCAGCCAACCUCAGCAAAGCCGUGGCCGACCUGGACGCGCGCUGCGAAUCUGUCCGCGUUACCGUUGGGGCGGUUCAAAGCGGACUUGCAGAGGUCCAGCAGAAGCAGGCCAAGACGGCCGAGGUGGAGGCUCUGGUGGCGCAGGCUCGCGAGGAGCUUCGCAGAGAAUGCCAGGAGCGCAAGGCGGAGGGCAGCCAGCUCUCUAUGCAGCUUGUGGAGCAUGCUGAGCGGCUGGAGUGGGCCGAGCAGCAGCGGGUCAAGGCCUCCAACGAGCUGCUGCAGGAAGUCAUGGACACCCGCAGCGAGCUCAAGAGAGAAAUGCGCGAUCGCGAGGAGGGGAACGCCAAGGUGAUUGGCCAUCUUCGGGAUGAGGCCGCUCGACGCGAGGAGGCGCUGCAGCGCGAGGUAGCACUAGUGCCCUUCUGUGAGCCGGGGCUUGAACUCUUUGCCUGGGUUGAGUGGGGCUCCGAGACCUUUCCGAUGUCCUUCCCGGUGAUUGCCAAGACCAGCUCCUUGGCUGAGUUUCGGAUCCUGAGAUGGAGCAAAGCGGGAUGGUGGUGGGCCAAAAAAGUCAGCGGUGGCCAGCAGGGCUGGAUCUACUCGUCCCAGAUGGGCCCGAAGAUGUGCACCGAGUGCCGCGAGAAGGUGCAGAGCCUCAAGGAAGAGCAGCCGGGGGAGGUCCAAGGGCCGCAGCUUCCGACCCCGGAAGAGCUGGACCAGUUCGGAGAGGAGGAGGAGGGUCUCUGGCCGCCUCUCCCACCAAUGGACGGGCCCACAGAAGUUUGGCCCCCCCUCCCACCUGGCUCGCCACCGCGCGCGGCGGCGUCCGACCCUGCCUCAAGGGAGGACUCUGCCUUCGAGGUGGACUACGCCCAGACGCUUAGCUUCCGCGGGGAUGGGCGCGUGGUGCCCAAGCCCCAGGACUUCGACCACAUGAUGCGCCAGGCAGACUAUUACUUCGACUACAAAGGCUGGACGGACUCGCGGAACACAGGGACCUCCGGCAAGAAGCGGGGGGCUGCCAAGGCCAAGGUGAAAGCUACAGGCGAUGGCGGUAUGAAGCGCCGCCGCUGA